CCCGACGCAAAGAUGGCGGAAGCGAUUGCGGGCGUUUGAAUUCCAGGGAAGCCGCCAAAUCCGCGCACAAAGGCGCCGGGAGCCGCGGGAGCCGCGCGGCCGAUCCAUGGAUUCACUGCCGGGGGAGGACCCGACGCUGCCGCUGGCGUUGGAGGGCAGCGUCAGCGGCCUCCAGCUGCCGGACACCUCCCGCGGGGACCCCCAGCCCGGCCCGCCCGGCGGACAAGUGGUACCAGAUGUGGCAGAAGACACAGUCUCACCAACUCGAGCUCGGACCAUGAAGGACUAUGAAAAUCAAAUCACUGAUCUGAAAAAAGAAAACUUCAACCUGAAACUUCGUAUUUAUUUUCUGGAGGAGCGAAUGCAGCAGAAGUUUGAUGGUCCCACUGAAGAAAUCUACAAAAUUAACAUUGAGCUGAAAGUUGAGAUAGAAAGUCUGAAGCGUGAACUGCAGGAGAGGGAGAAGCUACUCAUCAAGGCCUAUAAGGCAGUUGAAAGCUUGGCUCAGGGUGGUGAUGCUGAAGUGCAGCAUGGGAAAGAGGCACAAAAGAAGAUGCAAGAGAUGGAGGAAAUGCUGACUGGCAGAAUUAACCUUCUGGAAGAGAAUCUUCAAGCUGCCCAAGAAGAGGUGGAAAAAGCCCUUGCAAUGACAGAGAAGGAGAAAGCUCUGAGAAUCGCUGCUGAGCAGAAACUUGCUUCAAUUAUGAAUGCCCCUGCACAGGAUGUGGACAAGGUUACAGAAGCUGAGAAAGACAGACUUAUAGAGCAACUGAAUCUAUCACUGAAAAGUAAAGAAGCUCUAAUUCAACAUCUUGAAAAGGAAAAGUCUCAAAGUGGAUCUUCUGACAGGAACUUGCCAGCAGAACAAAUCAGAGAACUUACCAUUGCUUUGAGGCUUGAAAAGGAUAGUGAGAUAGAGGCUCUUAGAAUGGAGCUUAAAAAUGAGAGAAGUUCCUUUGAAAAGAAAAUUCAGUCACUCCAAGAAGAGCUACAAGAGAGAGAAAAUGAGCUUGCUGUUGAAAAGAAGAAUGGUUUGAAAAGGGACAAAACUAUCCAAGGACUAACUGUUGCCUUAAAAGCAAAGGAAAAAGAGAAUGAGGAGCUGGGUUCUGAAAUUGAAGAGUUAAAUGCUUCAUUGGCUAAGGCAAGAGAGGCAACUCACAAGGCACAUGUCCAAAAAUUCAAGGGGGCUGCAGAUUAUCAGGCUCUGCUGAUGGAAAAGGAGACCCUGCUGGCAGAGCUGCGCUCAGAGAACCUCACAAAGGACGCUGAGAAUCGCAGGCUACAAAGGAUAAUUAAAGUUACUGGUCAAGAGCUGAGUGAUCUGAAUCUGGAAAGAGAGAAAAUGGAGAAGGAGCUGGAUGAAGCACAACUGCAGAAGAGCAGAAGUGACAAAACCAUUAAUGACCUUAGAAAUCAACUAGAGAAAUUACAUGGUGAAAUGACUGAGAAAGAAAAAGCAGUUGAACACCAUUACAAUAUCCUUUUGAGUGAAAGCAAUCAGAAGCUGCAGAGCCAAGAACUUGUUAUAAGGCAGCUGACAGACAGUGUCAAUCACAAAGAUCUGCUGCUUAAGAGGCUUGAUGGAACAGUCAAAGAAAAGGAUGCAGAGCUGGAGGAGCUCCAGAAUAAGUGCAAGAACCUUCUAAGAGCUAAUGAAGAACUUGAACUGAAAAAUGAGGGCUUAGUAAAGGAGAAAUGUGCUGCACAGACUCAACAGUCAAUUAUCAAGAUAGUCAGAGAGCUGGAGGAAAAUAAAGAAGCUGAAUAUGAGAAGCUGAUCCUUGCUUUAAGGAAAGAACAGAAUAUUUAUUCCACCCUAGUGAAGACCUUCAAGGAGUCAGAUAGUAUAAAUAGCUUGCAAGUGGAACUGAACAACAUUUUCAUGUUGAGAAAACAACUGGAAGAAGAUGUUUUAGGUAACAGGAAUCUCCAGAAGAUCUUACAAGAUCAGAUUAAGGACAUGAAAAACCACCAAGAUGAAACACUAUCUUUCUGUGGAGAUCAAACAUCUUAUAUGAGUAUCUGUUUAGGAGAACAAGACCAUUUAAGCCUUCAGAUAGACCAUCUGUCUCUGGAAGAACUUAAAAAAAAGGUUACUGACCUGCUCCUGAUGGUCAAAGAGCUGCAGUCAAUUAAUCAACAACUUAAGGCAAGACAGUGUGGUUGUUGUACAAAGGAUUCUCAAGGGAAGGAAGCACUGAAAAUAUCAAACCACAGAGAGGUAUGCCUUCAAGUAUCUUUGGAUUUUCCUUGUGAGGUGGAUAAACGGCAGAUAACUCCAUCAGGCUAUUCAGAGAAUUUCUGCAAAGACAGACAUUAUAGGAGUCCAAUUAAGCCUCAAUUUGAGCAUGAUACAACUGCCAAACACUUGGGCAGAACAGGAAUGAGUGAAGAUGACACAGAAGAGAGCUUGCUCACAUCUCUUAGAAGAGAAAAUAGAACAUCUGUGCUGGAAUCUACCAGACAAGAACAAAUGAAAAUUGUAAAUGAACUGUUAGAUCAUCUGAACACGACAGAGGAAGAAUGUUCAAGUGAAGAUAUAGAGAAAAAGGAUGAAAAAGAUCUUAGACAAAUGAUUAUUCAACUAAGAGCUGAACUCAAACAUUUCAAGCAGGUCACUAAAUUCUUAAAGCAGCGAGUAGAAUUGAAAUCAACUUUUGAUGGGGAAGAGAAGCUUUACCCAGAUGCAGUGCCACAGAUUAAUAAGGCGAUUCAGUUGUUAAAAGUGGAAUUGAAAGAUGCAGCUACGCAAACAAUGACUUUGGAGAGUAAUGUCAUGAGAUUCAAACAUGAAGGCAAAAAAGGAGCCUCAGAAGAAAAGUCAAAAUAUUCAAGAUUAAAUGCUGAAGCAGAACAUCAGCAAGAAAAUGUGUAUAAGAAGGGUGAACAGCAUGAAAGGCUUUCUUUUACUAGAACAAAUGAAGCUGACUCUGCUUCCUUGCCCAAGAAGUCACGUCUGCCUGUGCUUGUAAGAUCCUGCAGACCACUAGGAAAUGUGCCUUUGAACUCCUGGCUGCAGAAAUCAGCUUCAGAACCACAGCAUCCUUCCAGGGCACCUGGUGAAGGUCUGAGAAGCUGUGAAGUACAAACCAAAGCAUUUCAGGCACAACCUAAUGGAGAGUUACUGCAUGAGUUCAGAGCUGAAAACCUUCCAGGGGAGCCUGCACAGGGAAACACAUCAGGGAGAGUUGUCUCAUUGCCCAAACUGGAUAAUACUGAGACCCAGGUGGAGAUGCAAGAUGUUGAUCCAGUUACAGGGGACAAGAAUGAAAAUGUAAAGGACAAAAAUCAGCAAAACUAUCAAGAAAUGCAAAAUCAUCAUAACAUUAUCAAUGGGAAUAUCCAGAGUUCAUUAAAAGAGGUGGAUGAAGAGUUUUAUUCCACGGGACAUGGAGACACUGACCCCAAAUGCCUGUGUGCUCACCAAGGGAGUGGGGCAAGAGCAGAUGCACUCGAUGGCUGUGAAGCCACAGAGGAUAUAGAGGAAUUGAAGCAAAGAGUUAAGAAUAUGCAGUCUGAGCUUGAAAAGUACAAAAUGUCCCUGCUGCAGCUGCAGGGCUCUGAGCAGCUCUCGUUUGGUGGUGUUGCCAGUGGAGUUGUGAGUGAUGCAGCCCUGCCUGUGGAAGGGUUUGUCACACAAGUGCAAGAUACAGCCCAGGAAGGAGUCCAGACAUCCUCUGGUGUCCCUCAGCUGGAUUAUGAGAUCCACACCAAAAACAGGGAUUCUGAGUCUGUGGAAGCACCUGAUACAUGGGCAGCACAAAACCUUAAGGAGCUACUGUUGGCCAGUGAGGCAGAACUCGACAAAGAACAAGUUGGGAAUGUGCAUCCUGAUGGAAUGUAUCCUCUUCAGAACAGCCUGAGAGCAACAUCACCAUCCAAAUACGAUUCAUUAGUUCACUCACAAGUUCGGGAGCUGUCCUUCCAAUGCCAACAAAUCAAGGAGAUCCGUUGUGGCUGUGUCACCUACCACCAGCACCUCACCAGCCUGGUGAAAGCCUUUGAGGAGCUGCUCCAGGCCAGUGAUGUUGAUUACAGCCUUGCUGAAGGUUUCCGUGAGCAGCUGAACCAAAGUGUGCUGCUGUUUGAGAAACUGGAAAUGAAAUUCCUCUACGGAGAAUCAAUAGGUACAGAAGUCACUAUACUUUAUGAAUUGGCUCAAAGGGAUAAUGAGAAGAAUGCCACCAUGCACCAGCAUCUGCAGGAAGAGACUCCUGUGCCUUCUGCUCUUCACAGCUCAUCUGACUUUGAUUUGUCAGAGAAGUCUCCUCUUGGCUCACCUGAGCACAGGCAUGACCUGGGAGGCCAGCACAGCACACUGCCACCUCUGCCCAGCAAGUUUCCUCCAGAGUUAUUAAUGGAACACCUGCAAGAAAUUAGAAUCCUGAGACAACGUUUAGAAUACUCCAUAAAAACCAAUGAGAGACUGAGGAAGCAGCUUGAGAGACAAGUAACAGACAAGGAACUAGAUCAAGGUUCUGCAAACAUUUUUAUCCAUGGCUCAGAGCAGCAUAAUUCCCUGACUUCUGAAAUACAUUUCCUGAGGAAGCAAAAUCAAGUUCUGAAUGCAAUGCUAGCAAAAGGAUCUAGAGAUAAACAAAAGGAAAAUGAAAAGUUAAGAGAAUCUCUUUCGAAGAAGAAUGCAAUCAUUGAGCAUCUUCAUGAGGACCAUGAAUGCGUCAAGAAAGAAAACGAAAAGUUGCAAAAGCAGAUUUGCCAAAAGGAAGAUGAAAUCAGAUACCUGACAUGCCAAAUUUACAGCAGUCGCAAUGAACUGAACAGGUUGCAAACAGAAAUUAAUGUCAAGCAGCAUCAGAUCUCUGAGAAUGAGAAGUUGCUGCAGUCGCUGCGGACUGAGAUCAAGGUUUAUGAGAAGCUGGAAGAAGCAAGGAGGAAGGGGACAGACCCCAGAUGUGAUGCCUCAGAAGAAUUCCGGAAAGAUCAGAAUAAUCCACUGGAUUUACACGAGCUGCUGACUGAAAUCCAGAGCCUGCGAGUGCAGCUGGAGAGGAGCAUAGACACCAACAAGUCUUUGCAUGAAAAACUGGAAGAACAGCUUUCCAAAGGGAAGAGAGAGGAAGUGGGAGUGGUGCCAGCUGUCAGUAUCAACUGCCUGCUGAAGCCAGGCUCUCAGCCCUGUGCAGGACUGGAUGAAAAUCUCUGCAGCUGCCCUGCUGCCAGGAGGAACAUCUGUGAGCUGCAGAAGCAGCAGCACGGACGCUGCAUUUCAGCAGAGAAACCAGGUACUCAGGCAGCCCCUCAGGAGGACGUGGACAGUGCCUCCCUGUGCAGCAGCACCUCGGGCUCCAGCAGGACGUGCACCCCACGCCUGGUGCCCGGCCAUCGGAUGUGGGCGGACAGGAACGGCCGCCACGUCCUGGGCCUCAUCGAGGACUACGAUGCCCUGAGGAAACAGAUCUCAGAGGGGCAGCAGGUGCUGGCAGACAUGGAGACAGCACUCAGGGAGGUCACUGGCACCAAGCUGCAGGAGCCUGGAGUAAAGGUACCAGAGCAGGCAUCCCUGCAUGGCUUUUCCACCAACACUCACACAGUCCAGCAGAUUUUAGAAGAGGCUGCACGUUCCCUGAAGCUUCUCUGGAGAGUUUCUCUUCCCCUGAAAGCUGCUCAUGGUACUGCUCAGGGCAUUCAGGAUGAAGGAAUGAAAGCAGAAAUAUUUAGGUUGCGUAAGAAACUGUGUGAGCAAGAGAAGAAGUUGCACAGCACAGUGAAACGCCUGCACUCCACAAACCAGCUGAAGGAAAACAUGGAGAAAGUCAUCAUUGACCAGUUGGUUUUAACACAUGAUGUCUUGAAGAAGGCCAGAGGAAACCUGGAAGUUCCACCAGCUGAGAAUCAAAAAUCACCUUCCUACACCAGCAAAAAAAGGAUUCUCUGAAGGAGAAAGUUCUGCUAACAGAGACCGGUUUUCUGAGUGUUGUUUGCUUUGUGCUGCCUUACUAUUUAUUGAUGUAAAAAAAUGUUUGUUCAGCUCUUUUAAUGGAAUCAGCCUUUGACCAAAAAAAAAAAAAAAA
This is a messenger RNA of Parus major (Great Tit), 6035 nucleotides long. It is a transcript of the gene CDK5RAP2, whose product is annotated as CDK5 regulatory subunit associated protein 2. The record is from RefSeq and is a predicted model, not a curated record. Gene Ontology annotation, cellular component: mitotic spindle pole; perinuclear region of cytoplasm; pericentriolar material. Bases 107 to 5899 code for a protein of 1930 amino acids. Lineage: Eukaryota; Metazoa; Chordata; Aves; Passeriformes; Paridae. The transcript has 38 exons. Gene Ontology annotation, molecular function: microtubule binding; calmodulin binding; gamma-tubulin binding. Gene Ontology annotation, biological process: regulation of mitotic cell cycle spindle assembly checkpoint; negative regulation of centriole replication; centriole replication.